Ixodes scapularis (black-legged tick) is the source of this 828-nucleotide messenger RNA. Its product is annotated as 17-beta-hydroxysteroid dehydrogenase type 6-like. The coding region runs from base 1 to 828 and encodes 275 amino acids. NCBI's taxonomy places the organism in Eukaryota, Metazoa, Arthropoda, Arachnida, Ixodida, Ixodidae. The transcript is spliced from 3 exons. The record is from RefSeq and is a predicted model, not a curated record.
AUGGCGCUCAAGUGGCAGGGCGACGCUCCGGUCGCGGCUUUCGUCGUGGUGUCGGUGUGCACUUUCAUGGCCAUCUCCAUGACGCCUCCGCUGCUCUACGUGAUCAUGAUCACCUGCAACGCGGCCCUCUCGGUCGCCUUCUGGUUCCUCGUCAGGCGGGCCCUCAGCGCCGUCCGGGACCUGCCCGUGGACGCCAAGGCCGUCUUCGUCACCGGUCGUCUGUCGAUCCCCGGGAUGGCGGUGCCGUCGGCCGCCUCGGCCGCCCUGUGCCAGUACGCCGACGGGCUCCGCCGCGAGAUGGUCAAGUUCGGGGUACAGGUGUGCACCGUCGAACCGGCCUUCUACAGGACGGGGACAACGGACCGAGACGCCGUGUCGACCGCCCUGGACUCCCUGACCAAGCGGAUGGACCCCUCUGUGCGCGAAGCCUACGGCGAGUCCUACCUGGAAACCUUCCGGUCCAGCUUCCCCAAGAGGCUGUGGAGGUUCUCGCGCGGCGACCUGGACGAAGUCAGCGACGCCGUGCUCGGAGCCCUGCUCAGCCCGGAGGCCAACGUGCGCUACCGUUGCUGCAGCUGGCGACAGGUCUUCACGUGGGCCGUACUCGAGCUGCUGCCCCGCCGCAUCGGCGACUACUUCAUGCUAGUGCAGUUCACGCCUAGGUACCGGGUGAUGGCCGCUGCCCCGAGGUCGCCGCCAGACCUGACGUCGGUCGAGCAGAGCCACGUGGACGUGCUCAGGGACCUCUACGGGUCACCGCCGCGCAGCCCCUUCGGGAGCGGAUCGCCCCCGGCACAGGUCGACGCCUCCCAAACAACGAGGCCAUAA